Caenorhabditis angaria is the source of this 1241-nucleotide messenger RNA. Lineage: Eukaryota; Metazoa; Nematoda; Chromadorea; Rhabditida; Rhabditidae. The record is from the annotation of a GenBank genome assembly.
AUGGCGAACACUGUUCCAGCUGACGUUCAAAAGAAAAUCGAAGAGGUUAGUCAGAGGGCUUUUCAGACCACAGGGCCUUUUCCAAAUACAAAUUUACAGGGUUUCGCAAAAUUGCAAGGAGCCGCCGACUGCAAAUCGCUCCUCAAAAAGCAUUUGACGAAGGAAGUCGUCGACAAAAACAAAUCGAAAAAGACACGUUUGGGUGCCAGUUUGUUGGAUGUUAUUCAAUCUGGUGUCGAGAAUUUGGAUUCGGGAGUUGGAGUUUAUGCACCAGAUGCUGAAGCCUAUACACUUUUCUCGGAUUUGUUCAAUCCAGUUAUUGAGGAAUAUCACAAUGGCUUCAAAUCGACUGAUACUCAACCAGCAAUGGAUUUGGGAGAGAAAAAUGUGGGUGACAGACGGUGUUUUUUGACCGGAUUUUGUUCAAAAUUUGAUCAAAUUUUGACCAAAAAACGAAUAAAAUAUGAUUUUAUUCAUUGCAGAUCGGUGAUUUGGCUGAUUUGGACCCCGAGAAUAAAUUCAUCGUUUCAACACGUGUUCGAUGUGGUCGCUCGCUUCAAGGAUAUCCUUUCAAUCCAUGUUUGAACGAGACAAAUUAUAAAAUGAUGGAAUCAAGAAUGAAAGAAAUCUUCGCUGGAAUCACCGAUCCAGAAUUAAAGGGAACAUAUUAUCCAUUGACUGGAAUGGACGAGGAAACCAAAAAGAAAUUGAUUGCUGAUCAUUUCUUGUUCAAAGAAGGUGAUCGUUUUUUGAAAGCCGCCAAUGCCAAUCGUUUUUGGCCAACUGGUCGUGGAAUAUUCCACAAUGAAAAGAAGACUUUCUUGGUUUGGGUGAAUGAGGAGGAUCAUUUGCGUAUUAUUUCGAUGCAAAAUGGUGGAAAUGUUGGUGAAGUCUUAGGUCGUCUUAUCAAAGGAUUGAAUUUGGUGGCUGCGAAAGCGCCAUUCUCAAGACAUCCAAGAUUGGGUUGGUUGACCUUUUGUCCAACGAAUUUGGGAACAACAGUUCGUGCUUCGGUGCAUAUUAAAGUUCCGAAAAUUUCGGCGAAGGCGGAUGAAUUCAAGAAGAUUUGCGAUGAGAUGAAACUUCAGAUUCGUGGAAUUCAUGGGGAACAUUCGGAAACCAAAGAUGGGAUUUAUGAUGUUUCGAACAAGCAACGUCUUGGACUCACUGAAUAUCAAGCGGUUAGACAAAUGUAUGAUGGAGUCAAGAAAUUGAUUGAAUUGGAGAAAGCUGCAGCAUAA